UUUGACGUUUUUAACCUAUUUCUUUCAAAAUGGCUCCCACCCGGAGUAUCAUCGGGUUUUUAAAUCCAAAAACCCUUACCGCGGUGUUUAGUAAUAAUAUUAACAAAACUACGUGUCGGUUCGUCCAUAAAUGUAAUAAAUGUGAAAAAUUUCUUGGAGGGCCUGCAAUUGCUAUUGCAUCAUUAGUGCACAAUAAAUUCAAUUAUAACACGGGGACUACUAGACACAGAUAUAUACACACCACCAAUUGUCUGGCCGCUCGCGUGGAUUACUACAAGGUGCUGGGAAUUUCAAAGAAUGCCUCCGCUAAAGAUGUGAAGAAGGCAUACUAUCAACUUGCGAAGAAAUAUCAUCCCGAUGCAAAUAAAUCUGAUCCCGAGGCCUCUAAGAAGUUCCAGGAAGUCUCCGAGGCUUAUGAGAUACUCUCUGACGAGAACAAGCGUAAGCAGUAUGACACCUUUGGCACAACAUCAGAGCAGAUGGGCAUGGGAGGUGCUCCGGGUGGAGCUGACGGGUUCACCCACCAGUGGCAAUACAAGGCCACCAUAGACCCCGAGGAGCUGUUCAGGAAAAUAUUUGGAGACGCUGGUUUCAAGACUGAAUCGUUUAGUGAUUUUGCCGAGAGUCAGUUUGGCUUUGGUGCUGCUCAGGAAGUCAUAGUAAAUCUCCGCUUCACGGAGGCAGCGCGUGGCGUGAACAAGGAUGUGAACGUGAACAUAGUUGACACGUGCCCGAAGUGCCAGGGCUCCCGCGCCGAGCCCGGCACCAAGGCCAUCAAGUGCACCUACUGCAAUGGCACAGGGAUGGAGACGUUCUCGCGAGGGCCUUUCGUAAUGCGGUCCACUUGCCGGCACUGUCAUGGGACCCGCAUGUUGAUCAAAUUCCCCUGCGUCGAAUGUGAAGGAAAAGGCCAAUCGGUGCAACGCAAGAAAGUGACGGUCCCAGUGCCGGCGGGCGUGGAGGACGGGCAGACGGUGCGCAUGGCGGUCGGCAACUCGGAGAUAUUCGUCACCUUCAAGGUGGAGGCCUCCAAGUACUUCCGUCGCGACGGACCCGACGUGCACUCCGACUGUACGAUUUCCGUAUGCCAAGCCUUAUUAGGAGGAACAGUCCGGAUACAGGGCCUCUAUGAAGACCAUACACUGCAGAUAAUGCCAGGCACUUCGUCGCACAGGCUGAUCAGGCUGUCGGGGAAAGGCAUGAAGCUAGUUAGCAAGCACGGCUACGGAGACCACUACGUCCACAUCAAAAUAAAGGUCCCCGCAAGUUUGAACGAGAAGCAAAAGGCGCUCAUCUACGCGUACGCCGAACUAGAACAGGACACGCCCGGCCAAAUCCUAGGUGUCACGUAUGACAGAGAUGGCAAGAAGGUGUCCGUAGCAGACAACCAACCCCUCACGGAUGCCGUCAAAGAAGCGCUUAAAGACAAGAAGACCAAUGAAGCCGAAGCUAAGAAGGCAGAUGGCGCCACCGAAGCGACGGAAGAACACAAAGAAUCUAAAAGGAGUAAAGCGUAGUACUGUUCGUGUAGGACUUUGAUCUAGCUACGAUACGCAGGGAAAAAUAAUAUGAAUUAAUUAUUAUAACUCAUUAAGAAAUCCGUGCACAAAAGUAUUACCUAUAAUUUUAUCUUUUAAUAAACUUAUUUGAAAUAUGAAAUAUAUGUAUAUAGGUAUGGAUUCAUCACAUCUAUUUAUUUGUAUAUUAGCGGAAUAUUAGGUCACCGACCAAAUAUCAAGUCAUUUCAUAUUAAAUAUACCUGUGUAUCGUAGCUAAUGUCUUGAGGAAUUGCCAUUAGGUCUAACACAACUGGUGUAAAAUAAAAACCUGGUUCUUUCUCACUAAUUGUACACACAUGAGAGAAUCUAUCUCCUUGUGACUUGAUAGCAAGUUGUGCUAGCCCCGCAUAAUCGGCCUUAAACACAAUUCAUUGCCACUAAGUGCUACGGGUUGCGCUCGUAGCGAGUAGCCACGGUUUCGCCGUAUGGAGCGCGUAAUCGCUACGAACAGUGUACCUACCCGACAGUCGGGUUCUUGGCGCUGAAUGUGAGAAGGAUUGGAAAUUCAGUCUAUGUUUGCUUAGAAAUAAUUCCAAUAUUUGAAAUCAUAAAUUCCUACUAAUUGACUGACAUACGGAUUUAAAUGUUCAUUCUGGUAUUGUAUUCUGUUUUUGUUUAGAUUUGCGUCAUAUUUUCUUAUGAUUUUGUUUUACACAAUAUCUGUAGGUACAGUUCUGUGAUACGAUAGCAAUAAAUUAGAAUUUAUUUCUUACAGCUAUAGAACAUAUUUUUGUUUGAAACUUCAUCGGUCUUAUUGAUUCCAAACAUAUUUUAGUGUCUCAGAUAUUUAACGGUAUAGCGAAGGCUAUGUAAUAGUAAUCAAAGCUGUAAAUAGCAGUUGACUAGUUUGUAGGUUGGUAAUUAAAAUUACAAGAAAAAAUAUAAUAA
Cydia fagiglandana is the source of this 2447-nucleotide messenger RNA. It is a transcript of the gene DnaJ-14, whose product is annotated as protein tumorous imaginal discs, mitochondrial-like. The transcript has 10 exons. Gene Ontology annotation, biological process: negative regulation of apoptotic process; mitochondrion organization; response to heat. Gene Ontology annotation, cellular component: mitochondrion. Bases 30 to 1517 code for a protein of 495 amino acids. The record is from RefSeq and is a predicted model, not a curated record. NCBI's taxonomy places the organism in Eukaryota, Metazoa, Arthropoda, Insecta, Lepidoptera, Tortricidae. Gene Ontology annotation, molecular function: heat shock protein binding; ATP binding.